GCUAGAGCCAUAGAGUUUUGCAGCACCUGUGGAUAGCGGUUUUCCUUGUAAGUUUGCUUUAUAAACUGUUCAUUCUUUUCAUUCCCUUAUUUACUCUCAUUCCAUUCAACAAGAUUGUAUACUCCCUGCGGCUUUACCCGAUAACAUUUGGGUGUUUUAGAAGUAUAAAACGAGGAGACAUCAUGAAAAUCGCAUUGUUUGUGGGUUUUAUGUUCUUCUGUUCAAUCUGGGCCCAAGGUGUUCAAUCUCGACAGUGUUAUUUCUGCUCCAGUUCGAAGUCUUACGAAGACUGCCAAGAAACUGCUGAACUGCGAAAGUGCUACGACACCUACCCAUGCCUCCAAAUGUACGCAGUAUUCGACAAUGGAUCGACGAAAGGCGAGUCGUUUUACAAAGGCUGCGCAAUUUACCGUGCCUGUGAACAGCUUGAAAAAGGAAACAUAACCGAGGUAUGCCCAGUUGCUCACAUGCCUUCCGCUGAAUGCAAAGCAAAGUGCUGUUAUGGAGAGGAAUGCAACAAAGGAAAUAUUCUCGAUACAGCUGGGUAUGACUCCAGCAAGAGCUCAGGUAAAACACUUGUUACCAGCGGCAGUGUUCUGGGUUUGUUUUUUGGUCUGUUGUUGGCAGUUGUUAGUAUCAACUACUAAUCGGAACAUCAUAUUCUGACGAUUCUUAUACUUGACUUGUGAACACAUUAGUUUGUAAUCUGGCUGAGAAUAUUGAUAUGUUGACGUUUUGGAUGUUGUAGUACGAUAGAGAUCUUAAGCAAACAACGAAGUAAUUUUCCCUGUAUCAGUCAAAUCGUUUUCUUCUUUGUAUGAAUUUAUAUAAUCGUUUUGUUUAAUUUCAAAAUAUAGUAAGAAUUUCUUCAUAUUAAUUUAAGUCAAGUAGCAUAAAACUACUCGCUUAGAUUUGCUAAAUGCUAUUUGCAGUGUAGUCUUAGCGUAAAACAUGUAAGCAUUUUAUUCAAUAAAACUGUAAACUGUGUGUCUUUUUAGCGUCUCUCUGCGUGAAUCCAUCCAUUCCUAUAGCAAAAAAUUCAAGCCUGAACGGGAUUCGAACCCAUGACCUCUGCAAUACCGGCGCAGCAAUAUAACCAAUUGGGAGCUGGUAACGUACACGUGAGUUCGCAAUAUACCCUUAGAUGGUGAAGAAUGUAAGUG
Molecule: messenger RNA, 1163 nt
Organism: Orbicella faveolata
Lineage: Eukaryota; Metazoa; Cnidaria; Anthozoa; Scleractinia; Merulinidae
Source: RefSeq, a predicted model, not a curated record